This is a messenger RNA of Amoebophrya sp. A25, 1016 nucleotides long. NCBI's taxonomy places the organism in Eukaryota, Dinophyceae, Syndiniales, Amoebophryaceae. The record is from the annotation of a GenBank genome assembly.
AAGAUGCCAGCAUUUUCGAAAAAUCCAGGACCAUCGCAGCUGUUUCGUCGUGGCGGCUUGACGCUCGAUAAUUGGCUGCAAAUAUGGAGGUUCCUCUACCCAGAAGACCUAAUUGCACUACGUGGCACCUGCAAAAUGCAGCACCAACUAUUUCCGCACUUGCUCCAGAUAUUACUUGAUUAUGACUGGAUGAAGACACAGGUGGUUGAUGGUUGUCGCUAGUACUAUAGGAAAUAACAAAAUACCAUACGCAUAGACAUUGAUUAGAGUGUAGCGAUAGAAGAACAGUCGACUACCUACUGACUAGAACGAGCUGCAGCAGCAACGUCGAAUCGAACAAUUUUUGUAAUACAACAUCGCUCAAGUUGAAUCCCCCACCUCUAACCCGUUCUAUGGAUCGCGAAAGUUGGUUCCGAAUUCCCUCUGGCUCAGUUGGAGGAAGAGAUGAUGAAAUUUUUGACUGGGUCCUGGUACGAGAAGAUUCUAGAGUUGAGGACGAACUAUGCAGAAGGUAUGGAACAGUUUUUAGCGAAAGUAUCGGACAAACGGUUUGUGAAACCGAUUUGGCGUCCUUACAUCGAAGGCCUUUUGUUGUUGCUAAGGUGUUACGAGUCUGUGUCCAGAGGACGCGCGAAAGCGAAUUUGGGAUGGUACUGUUAAAUCUAUGUUGUUGGCAACAGAUGGCUUGACAUUGAGGAUCCUAUUUGCACUUUUGCUACGUAUCUCUCCAUCUCAAAUUCUUCAACGACAAGGCACAAGAUUCUAUUGCAUUUUCAGUACUCUGACAACUCUGUUAAUAAUUAUACGAAUGAUCAUGUACCACCACAUCAUCUGAAGUGUUCCGAGUACCCUGUCAAAUAAACCACAGGUGGUAUCAACACAGUAUUUUCGGAGCGCAAACCUUUGAUCGGAACCAGCAUGAGAAUUUCCGCAAGAUAAAGCGCUGGUUUGGCGGUCUUGACUCGAAGAAGAAAGGCGGGGGGAAAAUAAGAGCGAGAGGAACAACAAGUGUCGAG